Molecule: messenger RNA, 543 nt
Organism: Brugia malayi
Lineage: Eukaryota; Metazoa; Nematoda; Chromadorea; Rhabditida; Onchocercidae
Exons: 5
Coding region: 1-543 (180 amino acids)
Source: RefSeq, a predicted model, not a curated record
AUGGAAAGUUCGAAUGAUUACGAAGUUUUGUCAUGUGUAAUGUGGAAAAUGGCGCAAAGUUUCUUCUUAUUAAUUAUUUUAUCACCGCUACAAAUGUGUUGUCGGAAGAAGAAAGCAACAACAAAUGUUUCCGGAAAAGUAGCACAGAAGACGGAUGCUUCAACUGAUACAACCGGUGCCGCUGCGCAGACCGCCGUAGAAGUAAAUGCGCGAAAAGCUGAUAAAAAAAAAGAUGAGCCAAGAAAAGAUGAUCAAACUCAAAUGGAAGGAUCUGAAGAAAGUAACUUAGAAAAAGCAGAUAUCAUACCAAUGAAUAAAGUUAAAGUUAUGGGUAACAUUGAUGAAUUUCGUAAGGCAAAGAAAAUGGACAUGGAAAAGGCAGCAGAAGAGAUUAAAUCAGUUCAUGAAAUGGACAAUCAGAAAGCACUCAAUGCUGUGAUGCAUUCAAAUCUGCAUGUUACUAUCAAAGAGAAUAAAUGCAAACUUUAUGAGACAAACGAUGAACCAACGCUUGACGACGAAGCCGAGGAACCGCUCAUUUAA